CGUGCUACCCCUUCAGACCAAACUGGGGUUCGGGGAGAAAGCGUUGGGGGGAAUUGGUGUUUGCUACUGGAUUCCAAAGUGUCUUUCAAACUGAAUCUCUGUUUGUACUAAAAGUACUAAAAGCCAACCAAACAGCAACCAAACCCACUUAGACCAGACGCUGUGUAAAGAAGGUGCCAUUCACUCAAUGCUCAAUGAGUCUAAAGCAAAUGGAUGCUGGCCUUUAUUUUAACUUGUUUGACUGUUUUGCCAAUUUUGCCUUUUCUUUGGGGAUCUACAGAAUCUCCUGUCUCCUCACUCCCCAAAAUAGCAUUUACCUGAUUGGAACAGCGAUGGAAUACUAAAUUUAAAAUUUGGCCAACCACAAAGCUGAAAAACAAAACAACCCAAAAUUAUCUGUUGAUAGCAUUUAUUUUUACCAUUAACAAAUUAAGAAAGAAAUGUGCCAGUGGUGGAUUUGGGAAUUAUAAUGACUUCCAUUCCUGAGAUAGAUACUGGUUCAGGUGGAGAGAAUUGGGCUUCUUCCCCCUGGGGUGAAGCCUCUCAGGAACAAAGGUCAGAGAAUCCCCGAAAGAUUCCAUUUCAACAUCUGAGAAUCUCAAAUGCUUUGAAGGGGCAGGGUCAACUCUCUGAAAAAAGCAAAGGGUUUGUUGAGUGUUCCCCACUGAAGAGGGGGGGUUUGGGCAGAGAAAGACCAGAGAGGCUUCUUUGAAGAUACUUCAGGAGAGACAUAGGUCUCCUCUUUUCACCCUAAACUUAGGUCAAGAAAUACCCGUGGAGUUCCCCUGCUUAUGUGAGAAAAAGGUGUAGAACUUACUUUCAGUGUAAUAUUGCUCGAGGAAACAGCUGGACACCUGAACAACAACAACAAAAGUCUUGAGUUCUGAAUGCAACACACACAAUCCUAGAGCGUGGGUUUUUUGACAAUGUAGUAGAUGAAUUAAAGGAUGCGCCACCUAGUGGCCCAGAAGAUGAAACAGCAAAUAGAAAUUUUAAAUCCAGGAAUUCUAGCAAAACUACCUAAAAUCUUUAUGGGGAAAAGUUAUUUACUAAAGAAAAAAAGAAGAACUAAACAAAUGGAAAGUCAUGUUAUCUCAUGAUUGAGAAAACUUACCAUAAUUUCUCAAUCUUGCCAAAUUAAUUUGAAAAAGCAGUACAACUUGAACUGAAGUCACAACAUAUUUUUCUCAUAGCUCCCCUCCCCUCCUUAAUAACAACACCAUUCAUUGUUGAUCACUGAUGCAAUGUUAAUAUUUGGUAAGCCAAACCCAAAACAAGACAGUAACUUUAUUUUAUCAACAAAUUAUGAAGGAACUUUUUUUAAGAUAAUGGAAGAUAUAGCUAAUCCUAAAAUUUACAUGAUGGAGUACAGAGCAAGAAGAGCCAAAAUAGUUUUGAGGAAAAGUAUUAGGAGAUAUCAAGUAUAAUCAGAUAUCAAGAUUUCUUACAAAGCUCUAGCAAUCUAAGCUGUAUAUUACUAUCAACAGACAAAAAUAGACCAAUAGACCAAAAUCAUGAGCCUAGAAACAGUCCCACCUACAGAUACAAGCAUUGUUGUAUGAUAGAAGUAGCUUUAUAAGUCAAUGGUGGAAGGAUGGACAUUUUAAAAAUGACUGUUGAUUUGCAAAUGAUAAAGUCAGAUUCUUUAACUCACACAAUACACAGAAAUAUGUUCUAGAUGGUUUGAAAACAAUUCUGAAGAGGAAAAGUGAAACAAUUAAAUGCAUUCAUAGGUGGGUAAAGAACUCUUAAAGACAAAAGUACAAACCUACAAGGAAAAUGUUGAUAUAAUUUCCACACUAUUAAGAUAUUUUGUGAUAAAAGGUACUAUUAACAGUGAAAUGUCAAAUAAAUUGGAAGCAUGUUUUUAUAUUGAAAUAACUUCCAAAAGAAUGCUUUGGAAAUACUUUUUAAAAAAUGACAAGGAAUAAAUGAGCAAAAGGACUCAUACUUUCCUGGUAGGUGUAGAAGUUGACACAGACUCUUUGGAAGUAAAUUGACAGUGCCUAGUAAAGCUGAAAGGUGUGUAUCUCAUGAUCCAGAAAUUUCAAGACAAGACCCUAGAAAACGUACAAGUACACAAGGAAUUAUGCACAAAACUGGUGUUUUAGAGCCCUCUUGAGCGUUUAAAUGGUGUAAACAGCUUAUCAGGAAUGGUUCCACAGAGGAUGAAGGUCCACCCAGAGGCAAAGGUGAAUUGACCAGAUCCACAUGAUCAACAUGGAUAUCCCACACUGGGCGUAGCGAAAUCCCCAGGACCCUGGACCAUCCAGGAGGAGUUCAACAAGCCUGAAGACCUGAGUUCCACCCCCAGAACCCAUACUCAACUGUACAUUUUAUUUCAGAACUGGAGCAUGUCGUCAUGGAGACAGAUGUUCUCGGUUGCACAAUAAACCAACCUUUAGCCAGACCGUUGCCCUCAUGAACAUUUACCAUAACCCUCAAAACUCUGCCCAGUCUGCUGAUGGUGUGCGCUGUGCUAUGAGUGACUGGGAGAUGCAGGAGCACUAUGAUGAGUUCUUUGAGGAAGUCUUCACUGAGAUGGAAGAAAAGUAUGGACAGGUUGAAGAGAUGAACGUCUGUGAUAACCUAGGAGACCACCUGAUGGGGAAUGUGUAUGUCAAGUUUCGUUAUGAGGAGGAUGCAAAGAAAGCUGUGAUGGACUUGAAUAACCGCUGGUUUAAUGGGCAGCCAAUCCAUUCAGAGCUGUCCCCAGUGACUGACUUCACGGAAGCCUGCUGCCACCAGUAUGAGAUGGGCAAGUGCCUAAGAGGGUCCUUCUGCAACUUCAUGCAUCUGAAGCCAAUCUCAAGAGAGCUCAAACAGAAGCUGUCUAGGCUCCAUCGCAAGAGGCAUAGAUCCAGGUCCCGAUCCCGGGAAAGGCAUUCUCCAUCCAGAGACAUUAGGCAUGGUGGCACCAGAGAAGGUGGAGGACGAGAGCAUUACAGGAGGCAGUCCAGAUACCUCAAGAGAUAUGGGAGAUUCUGAGCCCAGUUGUUUAUACCUGUGUGUCUGUUAAACAGUGUUAUAGUUGAUUGACAAGCCAGUUCAUAUUGGAACUUUUUUUUCUUUUAACAACCAAAAACGAUGAGUUUUUGAAUAAAAUUUGUAGUGAUAAAAUAAGAAAAACCACCUUAUUAAAUACAGGGUUCAGGGUCUUCCUGUGAACUUUAGUCUGGUGAUUUUGUUGUGGUGGAAGCUCUACCUCAGCCCCUGACAUCCAUAUACCCAAAGGGUCUGGGAUGAUUAGGUGAAACCCCACCUCUCUCUCCCCAGACCCUACCCCUUUCAAAAAGCUUACCAAGCAACAGCCCAUCCCUCCUGAAAGCCCCCCGGGGCUACUCAGGACCUGGUAGCCUUUAUUGCCAUGUGAUUCCUAGCCUGCCUUCCCAAGGGUCACCUAGGAUUUCUUGCUCUGUUUAUUAAACCUGGAUUUAUUAACUUA
Molecule: messenger RNA, 3445 nt
Organism: Peromyscus maniculatus bairdii (prairie deer mouse)
Lineage: Eukaryota; Metazoa; Chordata; Mammalia; Rodentia; Cricetidae
Product: splicing factor U2AF 35 kDa subunit-like
Biological process (GO): mRNA splicing, via spliceosome
Cellular component (GO): U2AF complex
Molecular function (GO): metal ion binding; RNA binding
Source: RefSeq, a predicted model, not a curated record